UGUAAUUCUAGCAGGGGAAAGAGAAGAAACAAAGGAAACCUAAGCGCAGCGUGCAGAGGAAGGAAAGGAAGGAGACAUGGCGAGUGCAGAUGUGGAAGCUGUUGAUUUCGAGCCAGAGGAUGAUGAUCUCAUGGACGAAGACGGUGCCAUCGAAGUCGAAGCUUCGCCUCUUGCUCCUCCUCCAAAGCUCAAAUCCACCAUCACCGGUGGCUCCUCUUCCUUGCCUGCCCCUAAGAAGACCAAAGGCAGAGGCUUUCGGGAAGAAACUGACGCCGAACGCAACAAUCGGUUUGCCUCUAAGGAUUUCGAUUCCUUAGAUUCCAAUGGCGGCCCUGGCCCCCAACGAUCUAUUGAGGGAUGGAUUAUCUUGGUGACUGGUAUACACGAGGAGGCGCAGGAAGAUGAUCUCCAUAACACUUUUGGUGAAUUUGGGGAGAUUAGGAAUUUGCAUCUGAAUCUAGAUCGACGCACUGGAUUUGUCAAGGGCUAUGCAUUGAUUGAAUACGAGAACUUUGAAGAGGCACAGGCUGCAAUAUCUGAAAUGAAUGGUGCUGAGCUCCUUACUCAGAUCAUCUCAGCUGAUUGGGCUUUCAGCAAUGGACCUUUUAAAAGGAGAAGCAUGAAGAGGAGAUCACCACGUGGGCACCGUUCAAGGAGUCCUAGGAGGAGAUACUGAUGCUACCUGUUCUGAUGUGUGUGUUCCUUGGGUUGUUAAUUGGAAUUUAGAUUCGUUGCUCGAAUAUCAGUUGAUGUGGAUGGUUGAUGCAUGCUUUGGAGCUUUUAUCUCUCUAAUCCCCUAUUCGAUAACUGUUUUGUGGAUAAGAUUUGGUGGUUUCCUUUCAUGACAACCAUUUUCUUCCU
Telopea speciosissima is the source of this 861-nucleotide messenger RNA. RefSeq names its product RNA-binding protein Y14A-like. The record is from RefSeq and is a predicted model, not a curated record. The transcript has 4 exons. Gene Ontology annotation, cellular component: exon-exon junction complex; nucleus; cytoplasm. NCBI's taxonomy places the organism in Eukaryota, Viridiplantae, Streptophyta, Magnoliopsida, Proteales, Proteaceae. Gene Ontology annotation, biological process: RNA splicing. Bases 77 to 676 code for a protein of 199 amino acids. Gene Ontology annotation, molecular function: mRNA binding.